AGUUUCGUUUCAACUCCAUCCCGAAAUCCGCAAUUCCUCGAAAUCCGUUUCGAAUCCAGGUUCGUUUCGACGUGCGAAACUUCCGAUGAAGUAGUUUUGUUUUUGUGAUCCAAAAAACCUCGAUGUGCAACCCGAUAUUUCCAUCUAAACAAUUUUUAUUUUAUACUACGAAUAAUCAAAAUUUAAUAAUUUGUAUCGGAAAUUUUUUUUGAAUAUGGAUUUAAAUUCGUUGCAGGAUCUUCAAGGAUAUUUAAACACUAGCAAACUAUAUUUCGAAUGUGGACUGGGAAACACAACACCUGGUUACUGCCCCGAAGUAUUCGAUACGAAUUUAUACUACAUGGCGGAUACGGAAAUAUGUUGGCCGGAAACUGCCCCGGGUACGAUCGUGAAUCGUUCGUGUCCCGAAGUAGCCGGACUCGAUCGUUCUCAAUUGAUGUUCAAAGAAUGUUUGUCGAAUGGUAGUUGGUACAUCAAAUCGGUGAAUGGUACCUCAAUACCGUACGUUGAUUACACGCGAUGCAUUAAUUUGGAUGAACUGGAGUUUCUCACAUUCAUGAACAAACUAUCAGUUAUCGGAUAUUCGGUAUCAUUAGCAGCUUUAUUAAUAUCUCUAACCAUAUUUUUAACAUUUAGAACUUUGAAAUGUACCAGAAUCCGCAUCCAUACUCAAUUAUUUAUAUCGUUUAUAUUGAAUAACGUAUUAUGGAUAAUUUGGUACGAAGAAGUCGUUCCAUUUUACGAAGUACCAGUAGCAAAUCCGUUAUGGUGUCAAAUACUACAUGUAUCUAAGGAGUAUUUCAUGGUAGCGAAUUACAUGUGGAUGUUUUGCGAAGGUCUGCAUCUGCACAUGGCGUUGGUGGUGGUUUUCGUGAGGGAGGAACGCACCAUGAGGUGGUUUUUCGGAUUGGGAUGGGGGGUGCCGGUUCUAAUUAUAAUUCUGCAUAAUUCGAUCAGAUUUUUCUAUACGCGCGACACCAGAAGAUGCUGGUUGGAAGAAUCCAGUUUCAGUCACUGGUUUCUCAGUAUACCGGUUUUAAUUAUUUUGGGAGUUUGUACAGUUUUUUUGAUAAACGUUUUGAGAGUUAUACUGACGAUAAUGCAUCCGAAUUCCCAAAAUCCAGCACCGAUCGGUAUAAGAAGAGCUACUAGAGCCGCUUUAAUUCUAAUACCCCUAUUCGGUAUCCAAUACAUCUUGUUACCGAUGAUUCCCGAACAACAUCAUCCCUUAUACCAUUUCUAUCAAUGGUUGACGUUAAUCAUGGUACCGUUUCAGGGUUUGUGCUGUUCGUGUUUAUUCUGUUUCGCCAAUCAAGACGUGAUACAAGCUAUAAAAAAUUUGAUUAAUGGGUUCAGACAAAGAAACGCGAGAUUCGGAAGUUACAGAUAUACGGGUGGAGCCGUAGACAGCGCUGGAGUUUACGUCGUCAAUGGAUCCCACCGAAAAUCAACAGUUUCCACGAAAAUUUGAACUUUUCUAACCCGGGUUUAGAUUUUUCAUUUCCAAUAUUGAUUUAUCGAUUUACCUACACGGAUAAGCAUUCCAUAAUGAAAAUUUGUGUAAGAAAAACAAAAUUUCAUAAUCGCCUCGAUGUUAUUCUCGAUAAUUCGAAAGAUAAACCUAACCUCACAUAUAAACUAACCUAAAAUAUGUAAAUCGAGAUUGAAUAGUCGAUUUGGCGGAUUGUUCGUAUCCGUGCGGGUAUAACCAGGGUUGCCAGCUCUCGUCGACGAAAAUCCGAGUUUUUGGGAUACGGUCGAAAUUCUAGCUUGGCGGCCGUACAACUGGAACGCAGAUUCAGAAAUUACUGAAGAAGGAAAACAGAUUUCGAUUGACCAAACGUUUUUGAUUGAUUUUGAUCCAAAUCUGCGGUGCCCAGCAGUCAGGAAAUCGUCUUCCAAAGACAGAAAAUACGAUUAUUCGGAAUCUUCUUAAAGUUUUGGCCUAAUAACACCAUCUAGUAUAUGUUUUGUCAUAUUUUGGGGUUUCUUCGACGAUUUAUUUCAAAUUUACCCUCUUGAUUUCGAUUUAAAAGCGAUUUUCCCAAACCCCGAGAUGUCCUGAGCGAUUGGCAACCUUGGGUCGAUCUUAUGAAAAUCUUUGAUGUUGUGUAAUAGAUUUUAAUGUAUAAUAAAAAGGAAAAUAGAAAAAAUUAAAAGU
Diorhabda sublineata is the source of this 2161-nucleotide messenger RNA. RefSeq names its product calcitonin gene-related peptide type 1 receptor-like. Gene Ontology annotation, molecular function: G protein-coupled peptide receptor activity. Gene Ontology annotation, biological process: cell surface receptor signaling pathway; adenylate cyclase-modulating G protein-coupled receptor signaling pathway. Gene Ontology annotation, cellular component: plasma membrane. The record is from RefSeq and is a predicted model, not a curated record. Bases 215 to 1471 code for a protein of 418 amino acids. NCBI's taxonomy places the organism in Eukaryota, Metazoa, Arthropoda, Insecta, Coleoptera, Chrysomelidae. The transcript is spliced from 9 exons.